This is a messenger RNA of Cyprinodon variegatus (sheepshead minnow), 3263 nucleotides long. Its product is annotated as receptor activity-modifying protein 3-like. The transcript has 3 exons. The coding region runs from base 1 to 495 and encodes 164 amino acids. NCBI's taxonomy places the organism in Eukaryota, Metazoa, Chordata, Actinopteri, Cyprinodontiformes, Cyprinodontidae. Gene Ontology annotation, molecular function: coreceptor activity. Gene Ontology annotation, cellular component: signaling receptor complex; cell surface; membrane. The record is from RefSeq and is a predicted model, not a curated record. Gene Ontology annotation, biological process: regulation of G protein-coupled receptor signaling pathway; receptor internalization; protein localization to plasma membrane.
AUGUAUAUAAAGGUGGAGUGGCUCAUACAGAACAGCAUAAGGCUUAUAAAUGCUUUGCCUUUUCUUUAUUUCUUGUCAGCCUCUGACAGUUUCAACUUAGAGCCCACUAUUACCUGGCAGAGGAGAUUAUGCAACGAAUCCCGUCUACGGUGGGAUGUGGAGGUCUGUGGAGAAGACUUCAAGCGGGUCAUGGCUUACAUAGACCCGCUGCAGUGGUGUAACCUCACACACUUCAUGAGUGAGUAUCACAUCUUCACCCUCUGCACAGAGACAAAGUCCCACAAUGUCGACUGCUACUGGCCCAACCCGCUGGUAGAGAGCUACAUCAUCCGCAUUCACAAGCACUUUUUUUCCAAUUGCACCAUGGAGGGAGUGAAAUGGGGGGACCCACCGGACGACACGCUCACCAUUCUCAUUCUCAUACCGGUUUUCCUCACUUUGGCCAUGAUUGCUCUGGUGGUCUGGUGCAGCAAAAGGAGUGAUCUCCUGGCAUAGGACAUGAAAAUGAAGGAUACAGAGAGAGAGAGACUGCAACUAAGGCUCAAACCUCUUCAUUAACUUUAUAUUGUAAAUUAUUUUGGUUUGAUGGCCCCAUUGAAAAUACAAUAAACAACCUUCUUCUUUUAUAAGAAAUAACAACAUCAGACAGAGUCUCUCGCAUUGCAUAAAUAAUAAUCUUGAGACUUAGACCUGUUGAAUGACUCAGGGCUUUAAGGUCUAGGACUUAAGUCUCAUUAAGCAGUUUUAUCCUGUGUAAUCAGGGUAAGCUAGUAGGUAUUAGAUCAUAAAUCUUAUUGAGUUAUUGAAGUGUGGACCAAUGGUUCAUUUUUCCUGGUAAUAUUACACUGAGUACAAGUCAAGGAUUGGAAUUCACAACCUAUCUGAAUUAUUUUGUUUUUAUGGAGACUAUACUGUAUCUCUAAUGUGAGAAGAUGAUACUUUGACCUUCAUCUUCACUUUACUUUGACUCACAAUUAAAUGCCGAGAUUUGACUUGACUUGAAAAUAUGUACAUUUUCUCUCUUAUAAAGGGGCUGAAACUUGUCCCUCAAAAAAAAAUUCCUUAAAACUUCUGUACCCGCUUGUAAAGACUAAACAAAAUCAGAUGUAUUAAGUAGAAUUUAUUUUUUAGCCAUUCUGACUGUUAUUUUUCCUUUGUCUUUCUACAAAGCUAAAAGCCACACGGCUUUCAACAUUGGGAUUUUAAAUCAUCUACCCCUUAGAGAUGCCAAGGAUGUGGGUUGUGUAAUUGGUCUUCACUUGCUGGGUUGAUUUUCCCUGGAGGAUAAUUAUGUAAAGCAUUCCUGAAAUCUAUUGGAUACAGACUUUUGACCUGUGAGAUUCCUGCCGGAGCGCUGUCUCACUGCUGAAGGCCAAAGUAUUCACCACUUCAGUGACUGACCUCCACACUGAUGGGAAAUCCAAGUCACAGAGGAAGCUGUAUUUAAAUAUUUUAUCCCCACACUGUAUGGAAGGAAGCCAAAGUUGGAACUUAUACUGUUUCAUGGAAUGUAAUGUUUUGUCUUGCUAAAUGACUGAAUGGAUCUUCACCACUGGAAAGAAUAAACUUUACAAAGACAAGGAAACACUCGGAUUUAUAUGUUUGGAGACUUGAAUUUCCAGUUGGACUGAUCCCCAAAAGUCGGUUUUGUAGCAGUGUAACUUAUAAGAUAUUGCUGUUAAUAUACUAGUCCUCACAAAGAUGAGUUAUCUGUAGAGGUCUAUAUCUGUCUGUGCAGUCUACUGUAUCUUUGUUGGUUUCUCACUGUUACUCCAAAUAGAAGGAAAUGGACACUUUUUGUUUAGCACAAGAACAGGCAAGGGUUAAUUGGACUUCCUGAGCAUUUUUAGAUUCAUGCUUCCUCCAUGACUCAUGCAUCAUCACUUUUCUUCAAAGAGCUCUAUUUACAUGUCUUUGACUGUGGGAUAUUUGGAACAUACAUCUAUAUUAAGAUCAUGCAUUCCCAAAGCUUUCAACAGAGUAAUUUUAUUAUCAUAAAGACAGCAUAAUAUGCAGGGGAUUAAGCUCUACUGUUACGGUUGUCAGCUGGUCAGGGAUCAUGGUGACGCUGAUUGAAUGAAAGCCUCACUUCUGUUAGUCUGCCCCAGGGUAGCUGUGGCUACAAUGUAAAACACCACUAUUAGCUUGUGAAUGUAAGGGUGAGAGGGUGAAUGUAGUAUGAAAAGCUUUGGGAUUCUCCACACUUUAUAAAGCACUAUAUAAAUACAGGUCGGAACUGUUGUUCUUGGAAAGAAGAAUUGCUCCAUCAGCAGUUUUAUAAAUGUUUUUUAGAGCUUCUAAGACAUAGAUAUGGCAUAGAUUUUUGAUUUAAUGUCUAUAAUUUACUUUUUGAUACAUACCCUCCUCCCUGCUAGAAGACAAGCUAUUAUAGCUGUAUUUUACUAGAAUUUGCUCAGAGCUAGCCUACUUUACUAAUAUAAACUACGUUGGAUUUUACACUUACAAACAGCCAUUUGGUUACUAAGAGAUUGAACCUUGAUAUGUGUCCAGCUGAGGUAUGGCUGCGAAUACUGUAGCCUCCUUUUUUAUGACCAAGUUGGUGAUGUUGGGUUUUAAGUUAAUGACAACCAUGCCUUUUGACCGGAAAUUCAACUAUUUAUGUUACCAACAGUUUGAAAAUGUUGACUUUCUCUUCUAAUGAAAUGUAGUAAAGACAAUUUAGUUUUCUUUAUUUGUUUUAGCUUAGAAUCAAUCUGUUUCACAAAUGUUUGGAGACAUUUUUUUAUUUAGAAACUCCUUUAUGUAAAAUGGAUCUGCACAUCUGAUAAAUCAAAAAGCAGAAUGUUAGUUUCUUUGUCAUUAGAUUUUGAUAAGGCAUGAUGACCCAGGUAAGAAUAUUUAGCCACCGAUGAAACAAACAAGCCAAACUUUGAACCUGAUCUUCAAAGAUUCCAAAUAAGGAGUCCUAAAUUACUUGGGGGGAAAGAAAAUGGGUGUGUUGUGUGUGAUCUACAAAGAAUGCAUUGGGUAACUGGUGCAAAACUGGUUUGGACCUUAAUAAGGAAAUACCAUAAUCUACUCUCAGGGUGGGCAGCAGGUUAACUGUAAAAGAAACGUGGAUUUUCUGCCUAUUGAUGAAGGGAAACUUUCUAAAAGUUUUGCACUGUCUGCUUGACUUAUUUCAGACUCCCUGUGUUGAUUUUUCACCUGGUUAGUAAACCAGUACCAGCUUUGCGAAUGCUAUCAAAUUCGAACAUGUUUUAAAGAUCAGACUCUUUGCCUCAUGGGUCCUGUUCACAUUA